Molecule: messenger RNA, 2750 nt
Organism: Mercurialis annua (annual mercury)
Lineage: Eukaryota; Viridiplantae; Streptophyta; Magnoliopsida; Malpighiales; Euphorbiaceae
Product: endoplasmin homolog
Exons: 15
Coding region: 101-2575 (824 amino acids)
Biological process (GO): protein folding
Molecular function (GO): ATP-dependent protein folding chaperone; ATP hydrolysis activity; ATP binding
Source: RefSeq, a predicted model, not a curated record
UUAAAACCACCCUACAAAAUUCAUUGGCGAACACAUUAUUUAUGCUCAUUAGCCAUUGAAAGGCUCUGUAACUGAAGCUACUAGACACUGAAAAAUUGCGAUGAGGAAGUGGACGAUCGCUUCCGCUUUGCUUCUGUUAUGUCUUUUUUCUCUCAUUUCAGAUCAAGGCCGGAAUAUACACGCAAAUGCUGAAGCUGAUUCGGAGAAUCCCGUAGAUCCUCCUAAAAUUGAGGAGAAACUCGGUGCUGUUCCUCAUGGUUUAUCCACUGAUUCUGAUGUUGUUAAGAGGGAAUCUGAGUCGAUUUCUAAAAGAUCAAUCCGUGCUGACGCGGAGAAAUUUCAGUUCCAAGCUGAGGUGUCUCGGCUUAUGGAUAUCAUUAUCAACUCUCUUUACAGUAACAAAGACAUUUUCCUGAGGGAGUUGAUUUCCAAUGCAUCUGAUGCGCUAGACAAAAUCAGGUUCCUGUCCCUCACUGAUAAAGAGGUUCUAGGCGAAGGUGAUAAUACCAAGCUUGACAUUCAGAUUAAACUGGACAAAGAAAAGAGAAUUCUUUCGAUUCGUGAUAGAGGUAUUGGUAUGACAAAGGAUGAUUUGAUCAAGAACUUGGGAACCAUAGCAAAGUCUGGAACUUCAGCAUUUGUGGAGAAAAUGCAGACAAGUGGAGACCUGAAUCUAAUUGGACAGUUCGGUGUUGGAUUCUAUUCUGUGUAUCUGGUUGCUGACUAUGUUGAAGUCAUCAGUAAACAUAACGACGAUAAACAGUAUGUGUGGGAAUCAAAGGCUGAUGGAGCAUUUGCAAUCUCUGAGGACACAUGGAAUGAACAGUUGGGACGUGGAACAGAAAUUAGACUUCAUCUUAAAGAUGAAGCAGGAGAAUACUUGGAAGAGAGUAAAUUGAAAGAGCUGGUGAAGAGGUAUUCUGAAUUCAUCAACUUCCCCAUCUAUUUAUGGGCAAGUAAAGAAGUUGACGUGGAAGUUCCUGUUGAUGAAGAUGAAGCAAAUGAUGAAGAGGAAAAAACUGAAAGCAGCUCCACUGAGGAAGAAGAGGAAUCUGUGAAAGAUGAAGACGAGGAUGCAGAGGUAAAACCAAAGACUAAAAAGGUGAAGGAAACUACCUAUGAGUGGGAACUCUUGAAUGAUGUUAAAGCUAUAUGGCUGCGAAAUCCGAAGGAGGUGACAGAUGAAGAGUACACAAAGUUUUAUCAUUCUCUAGCAAAGGAUUUCGGUGAUGAGAAGCCUAUGGCUUGGAGUCAUUUUACAGCAGAAGGCGAUGUGGAGUUUAAGGCUGUUUUGUUUGUGCCUCCAAAGGCUCCUCAUGAUCUUUAUGAAAGUUAUUACAACGCUCAAAAAUCCAAUUUGAAACUUUAUGUCAGACGUGUUUUCAUCUCAGACGAGUUUGAUGAGCUUUUGCCUAAAUAUCUGAACUUUUUGAAGGGUCUUGUUGAUUCCGACACUUUACCACUCAAUGUUUCUCGAGAAAUGCUCCAACAACACAGCAGCUUGAAAACAAUUAAGAAGAAACUUAUCCGUAAGGCCCUUGAUAUGAUCCGUAAAAUAGCCAAGGAAGAUCCAGAUGAGGUUAAGGACAGUGACAAGAAAGAUGUUGAGGAAUCAAGUGACGAUGAGAAGAGAGGUCAAUAUGCAAAAUUCUGGAAUGAGUUUGGCAAGUCCAUAAAGCUUGGUAUCAUUGAAGAUGCAACCAACAGAAAUCGAUUAGCAAACCUUCUCAGAUUUGAGAGCUCAAAGUCCGAUGGUAAACUGACUUCACUUGAUCAGUAUAUUUCAAGAAUGAAGUCAGGGCAAAAGGAUAUCUUUUACAUUACUGGAUCAAACAAGGAACAAUUGGAAAAAUCUCCAUUCCUUGAAAGACUCAACAAGAAAGGCUAUGAGGUCAUUUUCUUCACAGAUCCAGUUGAUGAAUACCUGAUGCAAUAUUUGAUGGAUUAUGAAGGCAAACAUUUUCAGAAUGUGUCCAAAGAGGGUCUAAAACUUGGCAAAGACUCAAAAGCCAAGGAGCUAAAGGAAUCAUUCAAGGAUCUUACCAAGUGGUGGAAAGGUACCCUUGCCAAUGAAAAUGUGGAUGAUGUGAAGAUAUCCAACCGUUUGGAUAAUACACCUUGUGUAGUAGUUACAUCUAAGUACGGAUGGAGUUCCAACAUGGAGAGAAUCAUGCAAUCCCAGACUUUAUCAGAUGCUAGCAAGCAAGCAUAUAUGCGCGGCAAGAGGGUGUUGGAGAUCAACCCCAGACACCCUAUCAUCAAGGAGCUUCGCGAGAGAGUAGUAAAGGACUCUGAGGAUGAAAGUGUGAAGCAAACAGCGCAGCUCAUUUAUCAAACAGCUCUACUAGAGAGUGGCUUCAUGCUGGAGGAUCCUAAGGAUUUUGCCUCCCGUAUUUACAGCUCGGUGAGAACUAGUCUCGACAUCAGUCCAGAUGUAAGUGUUGAGGAGGAAGACGAUGUUGAAGAAACUGAAACUGAAACCGAAGCGGAAACAAAAGACAAUUUCAAGGGUGAAACUGAAGAUUCCAAAGAUGAUGAGGAUACUGAACCAUCUGAAGCCAAGGAUGAGUUGUAGAUUGCCCUAAGCACGGGUCAUUUUAGUCACUCGCUUGAGUAAGGUUGAAACAGCUGCAUUGUGCAAUUUUUUUCAAUUUGUCAAACUUGGAGAACUCUAGCUUGUAGUGUUAAUGUAAUCAUAAAAUCAAGAAUUUUGCCUUUAGCAUCUAAUCCACGACCCUUGUAGUAUUCAA